AGUUACCUGCAUGCAUGCUUACUACUAAUCCAAGUUAUGUUUAAACAAUACUUUACAGUACAUUGCGUAUACUCUUAACUGUGCAAUGUAUCGUGUCAGUGAUAGUUGUCAGAUAGAUAUACUUAUACAUUUACAUGGGUUUAUUGAAUAUCUUCAUUGCUCGUAAUAUUAGCAUGGGGCGUCUUUGUCAUCUGGCUAGGUAACGUUAGCUGAGCAAGCACUUUUUAACAAAAAGUUAAAACCGGAUGAUUUGUUUGACCAUAUACAAAUAAAUAGCGUGACCAGCUGUCUUUGGUAGCUUUGAAUGGUAUGUGACAACAAACUACGUAUCAUCACGGACACAAGCAAGAACAUUGUUUGAUGUAAAAACACGUUGGCAAACCAAGCUAGCCUGCAGUUAGCUAAUGAGCUAUGUUGACCACCGGCUUUAUCUAUGUCUUGGGAAGUUUACAUGCCGUCCUACGUUGCAGGUAAUAGGACAGCGACAUGUUGCUAACACGUAUUUCAAACUGCUACGAUGUUCAACUUACUAUGUGGUAUGCUGCGGUCAAAUCCAACCCUACUUUAAUAUCAAUAGUUGCUAACACAUUUCUUUAGCUUUUGCUAACAGCUGCGCUAGCUAUGUGUUGUUUUUUCCAGGCAGCACUUCCGCCAAGACGACGGAUGGCAGUGUGGUGAUUAUAACAAACGUAGAAGAAGAACGCCUUUCCGCUCUCUUUCUGGGGGAGAUUUGUUAUGGUUUUAACUGCAAGGUGAAUAUCUUAUGUUUUGAUAGACUGAAAAUCAGCUCCUAAUUUUGGAAAUGUUGUCAUACAACUCUUUACGGAUUGUGUGCCCAUUCCGGUCUUUACUGCACCCAAACUGGCUAAUGACAAACCGACAGACUCUUACAUGUUCAGCACAUUGUGUGUCAAACAACUUAACAAAGAAGGACACAUGGCAAAGACAAAAUAACCUCAAACCGACGGGAAAUGAAAGAAAGCUACAAUACUCGACAUAUGCAGCCAGUUCACCCAGGAAUUACGGCACAGGUCAAUUCAAACUGAACUGCUGGAAUUGCAAACAGCCUCUCGACCAAACACCUGCAUUCUUCUGCAUGACAUGCAAAGCAGUCCAGCCCCCAGAAGAAGACAUAUCAUUAUUUAACAUCAUGGAUUGUGACUACAAAUUCUCACUGGACACACACAAGCUGCAGAAAAGAUACUUGCAUCUCCAGCGUUCUCUGCAUCCAGACAACUUCAGCCAGAAAUCUGUGGAAGAACAGGAGUAUUCAGAAAGCUACUCCGCUCUUGUGAACAAAGCUUACCACACACUGCUUAAGCCUUUGAGUCGUGGCCUUUAUAUGCUGGAGCUGAAGGGAAUGGUUAUCGAAGAGGGCACAGACUCCGGGGCUGAUCCAGAGUUUCUAAUGGAGCUGAUGGAGAUCAAUGAAGCGCUUGAUGAAGUUAAGACUCCAGAGGAAGCCAAUAAGAUCGGCCAACACACAAAAGGGAAACUGGCAGUCUUGACAGAAGAAAUAGAUGCUGCCCUCCUUAAAGGAGAACUUCAAUCUGCCAAAGCCCUGCUUGCCCAAAUGAAAUACUUUGCAAACAUUGAAGAGAAAGUAAAGGAAAAACUUUCUGAAUUCAUGUAAUUGUACCCCCUAUUUAAUCGCUAUUACUUUGUUCCUUAUUUUUAAACUAGUUCACAAAGUUUUGUAAAAAACACAAAAGUGAGUGUACAUUUGUCAUGGGAAUAUGUAAAUAUAAUAUUAAAAUGAAAUAAUAAAACUACUUGUUAUGCAUAAUACACAACUGAAUUAAUGGUGAUUUGUGCUUAAUCUUAUAUUAUUUUAUUAAAAACUCUUCAGAUGU
Messenger RNA from Gymnodraco acuticeps, 1853 nucleotides. It is a transcript of the gene hscb, whose product is annotated as HscB mitochondrial iron-sulfur cluster cochaperone. The record is from RefSeq and is a predicted model, not a curated record. Lineage: Eukaryota; Metazoa; Chordata; Actinopteri; Perciformes; Bathydraconidae. Bases 803 to 1633 code for a protein of 276 amino acids. Gene Ontology annotation, molecular function: ATPase activator activity; protein-folding chaperone binding. Gene Ontology annotation, cellular component: mitochondrion. The transcript is spliced from 6 exons. Gene Ontology annotation, biological process: [2Fe-2S] cluster assembly; protein complex oligomerization.